AUAUCUCUGUGACAUCUGAACCUUUCUCUCAUGGUUGUCAUGGUUAUAAGAGCUGCUCCACCUCCAGCAGCACCUCUAGAAUCCAGCUAGGGAGAAGGGCAGAGUGCAAAGUGCAAAAGGCAUUUGUCAGAUGUCCGCUCCACUUUGAAGAUCUUUUCUGAAAGCCCCAUCCAAAAACUUUUGCUUACACCUGAUUCUCCCAGCGAGAAUAGGAAAUGCAGUUUCUGCUCAUUUGUCUUUUUGUUUUGCUUUUUCCAAGCAUACAAUUGCCCACAACAAAGUAGAGGGGCUAUUCAUAAGGAAAAGCCAGGGAUGGGGAGCUACUGAGUAGGCAAUCAGCACUUCUCCCCUCCGGCUCCCAAAUUCCAGGCGGAAGUUACUGAUCUCGCACUAUGGACUCAGAGACAGUUCCCAGGCCUAUGAUUACUGACCAUCUUUGGGAGAAGCUGCUAUCAGGAAAAGCAACAACAACGAUAAUCCUAACAGCAACACUAGCACAAGCAAAAUCAGUCCAGCAACUCAAUCAGAUGAACAUCAAAACUGUACCAACCUUUUUGAUUUUCCUGAACUCAGAAUAUGAGCCUUGUUUGGGGACCCUGAUUCACAAACAAUGGGUUCUCACCGCAGCCCACUGCUUCUUACCAUUUCUGGAGAUAGACCUUGCUGCUUCAAAAGAAAGGAGUUUCCAAAACAAGAUCUGGAACUUAAGACCUGUGCUUACUGUCCAACACCCAGAUUUCACCCGGGUUUCUGCUGAGCAUGACCUCAUGCUCAUCAAGCUGAACCAUCCCCUAGAGCUCAAUGAUCAGGUGAAGCUGGCGGUUCUGCCCAAUACCACAGAUGACAGAAGAGGGGACAAGUGCACUGUCUCUGGCUGGGGCUGGGCCUGGAAUAAUGCUAACACAGUCCCUGAUGUCCAGAGAAACCAGACUGUCUUUUGGUUCCAUAAUGAAAAUUGCCGCACGUCCUCUGUAAGACAAAUUCCUGUUAAAAUCACAGAGAACAUGUUCUGUGCGGGAUCAUCUCUGCAGGUCACACACUCAUGAAAUAGCUGCUGCCCCAAUCCUGUGCGGAGAUCAGCUACAUGGGAUCCUAUCCUGGAAAGAAGGGUGUGUUCUGAGAGGUGAUAUUGGCUACUACACCAAGGUUUCCCACUAUACGGACUGGAUCCUCAAAGUCAUCCAGACCAACUGACUUCUCUCUAUUCCCUCUCCCAGUGACCUCAGAAUUGGGUCUAGCCUCCUUGACCCUGUCUUUCCCCCCAACAUCAGAACAAGUGGGAACAGAGUCUUUUUGGCUGUGAGAAGUUUUCUGUUCCUUCUGUACUCUUGACUUCUCUCAUCCUUUCUCAGUCUCAGCCUGAAUGAUCAUCACAGGAUUUGAGGUGGAUAAUGUUCUCAUGGAUGGGGUAAUCUCUCACCACUCCUUUCCUCUCCUCCAAUUAGCUACUUACCUGCCAUGGUUUCCUCAGACUUUUCUGGAGCUGUUUUCCCUUCACUAACCUCCAGAGGACAUACGGGCCUCAGGAAUGUGACAGUGAGAUUGUGGGCACCUCCAGGGUGACUCCUUUGUCUGACGUCACUUACUACUGAGUUAGGCUUCAUCCUAUACCCUCUUACCCCGUCAUAUCUAAUACGGCUGCAGUAAAUCAUGGGAUUUUAAAUAAGCUGCUGGUAGUAUAAUUAUUAGAACUGGAGGCUAACAUUUUAUGACAGCAAGAACUAUAAGGGUUUUCAAAUAGGGUUAGGAGGUGAAGCAGAAGGCAGAGGGAGAGAAGAGUUAAAUGGGUUAGACCACCAAUAGGAAAAGAGAGAUGAUCCUCUGAGAGAUCUUUCCUAAUGCCAAGCACAGAAAAAUCUAAAAUAGAUGGCUGGAAAGAGAACACUAGAAAACAACAGGGAAAUACUGAAACAUAGGUGAGUAUAAUUGUGUGUGUGGCAGUGUGCAUAUGCACACGUGAAUAUAGAUUGGAGGGGGGGUGUGCACAGAAUAACGUCACUGAACCAUCCAAAAUCCUUCCUUCACCAAUUGCCAAAUCAGCUGAUUUUCUUCAAACCCUGCUUUCACCUGCUUUUAUCCUAUCUUUAUAAGUUAUCCAAUUAAAAAAAAUAAAAUAUGUUCUAUAUUUUUAUUAUAACAUUUUAUUUUGAAAUCGUUUAAGACAAGGCUGCAAAAAAUAUUACAAGGAAUUUCUGUGUACUCCAUAUUGCCCCAAUGAUAAUAUCAUCUAAACCAGAGUAAAAUGUCAAAACCAGGAAAUUCACAGUGGUCCAAUGCUGUUUACUCAGACAGAGACCUUAUUUGAACGUCACCAGUCUUUCUUUACGUACACUCUUUUUUAGGGGGUGAAAUUUGAAAUUUUGUUACAUGUGUAGAUUCCUGUAACCAUCACCACAGUCAGAAUCCAGAACUGUUCCAUCACCAGAAAUAAACUUCUUUGUGUUAAUACUCUCCUAACCUGAACCCCUUGCAACACUGAUCUAUUCUCCAUCACUAUAAUUCUGUCACUUUGAGAAUGUCAUACAGUAUGCAAUCCAUAUAAUUCCGCCCCUCCUUUUCGACUCACAGGGUGCCAGGUGUCCUUUCGUUAUCAUUUCCUUUCUGUCUGAAGAACUUCAUUUAGCCUUUCUUUCAGAGCAGGUCUGCUGGUGACACAUUCUCUUAGUGUUUCUUCACCUUCUUUCCUGAAGGACAUUUUUUACUGGAUAAAGAAUUCUGGGUUGACAAUGCUUUUUUCUCAGGACUUGGAAAAAUGUUUGCCUCUUCCGUCUGUCCUUCAAAUUUCUGAGGAGUAAUCUGUUGUCAUUUAAAUCAUUGGUCGCCAGUCAGUAAUGCAUUGUUUCUCUCGGGCUCCGACUGCUUUCAAAAGCUUUUCUUUGUGUUUCACUUUCAGAAGUUUGAUUAUGAUGUGUCUGGGUGUGAAUUCCUUAAAGUUUAUUCUGUUUGGGGUACACUCAGUUCUUUGAACCUGUAAGUUUAUGUUUUUGACCAAAUUUGAGAAGUUUGAAACAUUAUUUCUUCAAAUAUUUUUCAGCUCAGCAUUCUUUUUCUUCUCCUGAAGCUUUCACAUGAAAGUUAGAUCUUCUGUUACUAUCCCACAGGUCCCCAGGGAUCCAUUCAUUUAUUAAAAAUCUUGUUUCUUGCUGUUGUUCAUCUUGAUAAUUUCUGUUGCUCUAUCUUCAAGUUCACUGACUCUUCUGGCAUCCUCAUUUUCUUAUUGAGCGCAUUGUUUCAAUCAUUUUUUAUUUUCUAUAUCUUAUGAUGCUUUGACAUCUUGGGGGCCUUGCUGGUCAGAGAGAGACUGCCCCUCCCAGACUAAUUCCUAGAGAUAGGAAAAAAAUCUCCCACCACAUGUUUUCAUGUGCACACCAGCCAGUCCAGAGCUCAUACCCCCAACCACCUCCUUUAUCUAACUUUCACACAGCAAGCCAGUAUUUCCCCUGCCCUAAAUCACCCCAGGGCCAGGUAUGGGACAACUAGAGACCGCUACUAUAGCCCAGAGCCUGCUGAAAUUAUUCAACUAUCCAAUCCUAAACUUGCUCAAACUUGCCUACCCUGCCUUGCCCAUUCCUUCUUUUGGAAACCACAAUAAAGGCAUGUGCCCGUGCUUUCUCUUCACUCCCCCUGCCUCCUGACUGACCCUGGUACUUCCUCGUGUAGCCCUGUACUGCAUGGCAUGCCCUUUCAUAAACUCUUCUUGCAAUGGCAUUGACCUCUCCGUGUCCUCACUCAGUCACCUCUGUAAAUUAAAUCCUGAGUACAAUUAAAACACCCAUCCAAUGAGAUUUUUAUUUCAGUUAUUAUAUUUUUAAAUUCUAAAAUUUCCAUUUGGAUGUUCUUUAUAUCGUCUAUAAAUCUUUUCUAAGAUUUUCUGUUUUAUCAUUUUAUUCAAGAAUAUUUAUAAUUGCUUAUGGAACAUUUUUAUAAUAGCUGCUUUAAAAUCCCUGUCUGACACCUCCAACAUCUGUGGAAUCUUGCUGUUGGCAUCUGUUGAUUGUCUGUUCUCAUUUCAGUUGAGAUUUUCCUGAUACGAUGAGUAAUUUUGGACUCUAUCCUGGACAUUUGGAUAUUAUGUUAUAAGACUCUGGUUCCUGUUUAGAUCUCCUAAUUUAGCAUGUAGUUAACCUGUUUAUGUUCAGAAUGUAUCUUAGCUCACUUUUGUGGCUGUGGUUCAAAUGUCAAUUUGGUGUAUAAAGCCUCUACAGUGUUGUUCUAUAGGAGAUGGUCAUAGACAGAAUAAUACCCCCCUCCAAGUUGUCUGCACCCUAAUCCUCAGAACCUAUGAAUAUGUUACUUCACAAGGUAAAAGAGAUUUUGCAAAUGUGAUUAAGUUAAGGAUCUUGAUAUGGGGAAGUUAUCCUGGAUUAUCCAGGGAGGCCCAAUGUAAUUACAAGUGUAUGUAUAAGAGGAAGACAAAAGGGUCAAGAAAAAGGGGAGAUGUGAUCACAGAAGUAGAGGUUGGAGUGAUGUGCUUUAAAGAUGGAGGAGGAGGGGUCAUGAGCCAAGGCAUACAGGUAGCUUCUAGAAGCUAGAAAAGGCAAGGAAAUAGAUUCUCCCCAGAGCCUCCAGAAAGAACGCAGCUCUGUGGACACCUUGAUUUUAGCCCCAUAAGACCCAUUUUGGCCUUCUGAUUGCUAGAACUAUAAGAUGUUUGUGUUGUUUUAAGCACUAAGUUUGUGGCAAUUUGUGACAGCAGCAACAGGAAACUAAUUCGGGGUGGAAAUCAGAAUUCCGCCAACCAGUUCCACUACUUCUGUGUCACUGGUGUGAGGGAGGACAUGGAUUUUUCACGUUUGUCUCAAGAACAAGCAAAUUACCAAUAGCUUAGUGGCUUAAACAACACAAAUUUAUUAUCUUAUAAUUUCACUGAGUCAAGAGUCCCAUAGCUCAAAGUCUCAUAAGGCUAAAAUCAAGAUGUGGGCCAAGUGCAUCCCCACCUGGAGGUUCAGCUAGGGAAAGAUUCACUUCCAACUCCCUCACGUUGUUUGCAGAAUUCAUGUCUUUGCAGUUGUAAGACCGAGAUCUCUGUAUCUUGCUAGCUGUCACACCCCUCCAUCUGAGCAGCAGAAAGACACCCUCAUGUCAAAUCCCACUCAUGCUUCAGAUCUCUCUAACUUCCCCUUCUACUACCAGCCAGAGAAAAUUCUUGACAUUUAAAGGGCUCAUAUGACUAGGCCAGGACCACCUGGAUAACCUCCCUAUCUUAAAAUCAACCAUGCCGUAUAAUAGAGCCUAAUCACAGAGGUGAAGUCCAUCAAAUUCACAGUUCCUGGUCACGGCAUGUACAUCAGUGGCAGGAAAUCUGGAGGGGCAUCUUAGAAUUCUGCCUACUACACACAGUUGAAAGGUUUCUGUUCUGCUGGGCUGCCCCUUUCUUGGUCCUUUGGCUAGAGGGAGCAGGAUUUUCUUGGGGAUUUUUUCUCUCUUCCCACCAGUGUUUCCAGGUUGCAAACGUUCCUAGCCCACAGGCCUGGAUAGAUAGAGAGCAAGAAAAAAAAAAGCCUGGGAAACUCACUGCCAGGUCAUUCCUCAAGUCUCAAGGUUUCUAGCUACUUCACUUUCUUUUCUCCACUUUUCAGAUUUCCUGGUAAGUGAUUUGUGUAUUUUGUUCAGGGCUUUUUGUUAUUGUUAUUGUUGUUAGCAGGAGGUGUAAAAUGGGAUACACUUACUUUAUCUUGUCUGGAACAAAAGCCUGCCUUAUACUAGAAAGAUGAAAGGCAUUGAGGUUAAGAGGAAAGACCUCUGCACUAGAAGUCAGGAGACCUGGGUUCUGGUUCAGAUUCUGUUAUUGACUAGUGCACUGAUUUUCAUGUUGUGUGCUCAUGUGCCCCAGGAGAAAAUAAGAAGUGAAUAUUAGAAUUUCUGUUUAUAAUUAUUUUAGCUCAUCCUUUAAAAAUUUUUAUUUUGGUGUAUGUUUUCUAAUGUAUGUAACAUGUCAGUUUAUAUAUAUGUUAGUGUAUACAUAUGUAAAUAAAUAAACAUACAUAUAUUGGUGGUGCAUGCUCAAAACUAUUUUAUAGAAUUGGUUACAACAUCAGGUAUCUAAAAUUAGACUGCCCCAGAUUUUCUGGGCCGUCUAAUUACCUUGAAUAUGUCAUAUUUGAUUUAGGACAACUCCCUUCAACAUGGAACAGACUGUAAGUAUAAUCAUCAAUUAAAAUUCUUUUAUAUAUCUUUAGUUGAAAAUAUGAUUCUUAGCUCAAAUAAUGCUUCCUACAUCCCUUAGAACUUUCAUGUGGAGAAAUGGUCUAAUGAGGGUGAAUCAUUUCUAGAAAAGUAACCCUUUAAGAAUAAAAUCCAAUAAAUAAAAUCCAAGUUCAUUGUUCUGACUUAAUAAAAUUAGGUGAGCUGAGUUGAAAGAAAUAGGUGCGUUAGAAUGCAUUUAAGAUUAUAUGCAGUCAGUCUGCUAAGCUCAAGUCCCAUGAGUCUAACUUCCGUCUUUAGCCUUAACGUAGAGAGACUGUAUUUGUAAACACAUAUUUACAUACAACACUCUGAAACUAUUAUCCACGGUCUCUUCCCUUUCCUUUGCUUUUUCACUGCCAGUAACACUGCGAGGAAACUGGUAGCCACUGCUCCAGGGUCUCUGACCUCCACAUGGCUGCUUGUGUGACACAGACCACUAACUGAUCGGCUAUCUCCAUUCUCCUCAUCUUUUCUUUUUUUGUGAUCGACCCCCUUAGUUUUAGCUGGCAUGUGACUGCUUUGCUACAGGCUAUCUUCCUCAGCAUCCGUUGUAGCUCUUUGUAGCCACGUGACUAGGUUUUGCCUGAGGGGAUGUGAGUAGAAGAGAUGUGCACAACAUCUGUAUCACAUUCUUAAAAGGAAGCUGUUUGCCCCUUCAUAUUUUCUUCCCGCUUACCAUGGGCUAAAACACAGUUGCGAUGGGAGUCAGCCAGCUUCAACCAUGCCCACGAGGAAAACAAGGGAAAGUGGAAGAACAAGACAGAAGGAAGCUGAUCUACAGGAGCAGAGCUGCCUUCCUACCAAAAACUGCCCAACAGCUCCAGACCGUUCCGUGAGAGAAAAAUGAGCACGUAUCUUGUUUGAGCCAUCAUAUAUUGGAGUCUCUUUGUUAUAGCAGCUUAUCCUAUAACCUAACUAAUAUGCUUAACAACUGUUUGUUCAGCACACAUUAAAUUUCUACCAUGUAUUAGGUAUUGUCCUAGGUUCUAGAGAUUUAAAAAAACAAAUCAGACGUAAUUUCUAUUCUGAAAAACUCCCAAUCUAAGAAAGGAAAAUUUAACUCAAAGGGAAAUGAGAAGGUAAUUGACACUUAUUAGCCACCUAUGCUUUCACAUGCAUUGGUUUUUUAAUACUCAUUGAAAAAAUUGAGUUGUAAGUGGUAUAAUUGUCCUUGUACAGCCAAGAAAACUGAUGAUCCAGUGACAUAUCUGCCUUAUAAAUGGUAGAUUCACUAAGCAUUUUUAUCCUUACCCUUGAUCUAAGAUUGCUUGUUAAUUGGUCCUGAUAGAGCCGGUAAGACCAUAUAUCCACAGCCACAGUUGAGAUUCCCCUGUAAUAGGCCCGUAUGGUUUGUAUUCCAGAAUUUCACCUGUUCUCCAUCUUCCAGGAACAGCUCCCAAUUUUCAUAUUAAGUUUCACUCUUUCUUCUUUCUCCCCUACUUUGAUCCAUGUGCUUGAGCAAGACUACAUCUCUGUCCUCACUCAGAAGUGAACAUACUCCUUGAGCCUAAGCCAGUCAGUGCAUCACGUUCCCGUAGCCAUGGUGAUUGGCCUCAGGGAUGAGCAGGAAACUCAAGUCAGUAACUAUAAGUUCUUGGGAAAGCCAAGUUGCUUUUGCCUUUUGGUCUUGAGCCUGAGAGGAUGGAAGGACUGGAGCAUCACCAUGAGGUACAUGAUACAGAAAGCACUCAGAAGGCAGGGUUAAAGGAUGGAGAGCAACCAAGCACGGGCAAAUUGUUCUAGCCUGAAUCCAGCUGUGCUGGAAGCCUGGGACCUACGCUUGGGCUUUUCAGGUACAUGUAAUAAUAAUUCUUUUAAGCCAAUGUGGGUCAGGUUUUCUACCACUUGUAACCAAAAAAUUGCACUCAUUCCCUAGAGUCAGCAUAUGCCAAAGGUGAGCUCUCUCUACUCAUUUGUGGAAAAAGUGUGCAUCUUUCUAUUCUGUUUUUUAUUAUUUUAUUGCUUGCCAAAACCUCCAAGAUUCUCAAUAAACAAAAAUUUAUUAUGUAAAAUAUAAGAUGCUUUGUCAGCAACAGUAAUGCACAGUCAAUGGCCAUCUAUCUCACAUGAUAAUUUGGGAUUUGCCACAAUUCCGGGAUUUCGUAUUUCUAGCAGUAGCAUUGAUGAUUUUCCAUAUUCGUGCACUUUUCAAAAUCUAAUAUUUAAUCUAAUUGUAUCCCCCUAAAUCUAAACAUAGAGCAGAAUCAGAAAGAUUUCAGAUUCCAGGGCAAAAGCCCUAGUGAGUUAAAUUGAAAGUCUUCCUCCACCAUCAGUAAAACUAAAACUACUAUUUUCUUAUUUUUAGGACUAGUAGAGCUAAUUUAAUAGUUCUGUUUUAAACCCUGUUCUCAGGAGACCAUCAAUUUAUUAUAUUUUUUCAGAUAUAUUAUCAAAUAUGGAUUGGAUUAAACUCUGAAUCACAAUCUUCGCUUCUGGUCUCAUGAAUUCGGCCUAGAGGAGCUGGCUAUAUUUUCAUUGAUUCUACUGAAAGUUAAUUUUUCUGAAAUAAAUUAAUACUGUUUAUUUUCCUGAAAGCUUUUUUCCAGAGGCUUUGUGUAGUACACACAUUUAUGUGUCAUACAUCUGUGCUCCUGACUUUCGUUCUCCUUCACACUGUCUCCCGGAGGUGAAGAAGGUGGAACAAAUGUGUCAGAACAGUGUGCCAUGGGCGGGUGAGUGGCCGAAUGUGUACGUGUGGAUGUGGGGGCGUGUGUUUUAGACUGCACCUGUUGGUGUGUGGGAGCAAAGGUUCAAAGAGCAAGAAUUCAAUGGCUGCUCAAAACUGUGCUUAAUGGCUUUAUUUCUUGUAUCGGUUUUCAAUUAAAACUGUGAUUUUUGGUUUUUAAGUGUUUGUGUGUACUAGUGUAGAUCUCAAAUUAACAUAAAGCAGAUCUCUAAUAGAAUCCAUGAAAUUUUAGGAAAGGGCUACAUGGACCUUGAUGUGAAAUGUAAUCUGUCAUCUUCAACAUCUUCAACAUAACCUGACAUUUUACAAUUCUAUAUUACCACUCUCUAAUGUUUAAAUUCAAAUUAUUUAUAGCUCUUUUUUUCCCAUAUUGGAACUGGAAAAUGUCCUCAAUACUAUCACACAUAUACACAUACCAACA
Equus caballus (horse) is the source of this 9293-nucleotide messenger RNA. RefSeq names its product serine protease 58 (gene PRSS61). Gene Ontology annotation, cellular component: secretory granule. The record is from RefSeq and is a predicted model, not a curated record. Gene Ontology annotation, molecular function: serine-type endopeptidase activity. Gene Ontology annotation, biological process: proteolysis. Lineage: Eukaryota; Metazoa; Chordata; Mammalia; Perissodactyla; Equidae.